Molecule: messenger RNA, 4400 nt
Organism: Dromaius novaehollandiae (emu)
Lineage: Eukaryota; Metazoa; Chordata; Aves; Casuariiformes; Dromaiidae
Gene: PCYT1B
Product: phosphate cytidylyltransferase 1B, choline
Exons: 9
Coding region: 208-1689 (493 amino acids)
Biological process (GO): CDP-choline pathway
Molecular function (GO): choline-phosphate cytidylyltransferase activity; phosphatidylcholine binding
Source: RefSeq, a predicted model, not a curated record
AACAAUAUCCUUUGUCAGUUGUCAUACAUACAGUGGAGUGUUUGUCAUUCAGGUGAUGCCGUAAUUUGAGCCAGUACACAAUGACACAGUUAAUUUAUCAAACUGAAAUUGUUGCCAUAGCUCCAAUGUGGGAUUGUGCAAAUCAAACAAAAGACUUUUUCAUGAAUGUUGGUUCAAUCCUGACAUUCAUCUCUGGCCAUAACAAGAAUGCAUUUGUUUUCCAGAGCAUCCCAUAACAAGCAUUUAAGUGCUGCAGGGGAAAAAAAGGAGGGGGACUUGCUUUGGAAGAGAAAAAUAACCCAGCAAGAUUUGGGACUUCCUCUGCUGAAUGGCUUUAUCACAGCGGAUUACUUUCAUCUGACUUUAACCACCCUUGGGACAGUCAUACAAGAACAACUUGACAUGACCUUUGCUCAAUUGUCUUUUAAAUACAAGAAGUGGGAAUUUCAUUGUGCAGCUCAAAGCCACUCAAGGUUCUCUCAAGGAAAGUGUGAUAGCUACAGAGACAAGCGUGAGAGAAGCACAUUAAUGAAGGUGGUAGGCAGCCAAAAACGCAGCACAGAAGAAGCAGCACAGAAAACCUACACUCCCAGAUUUCAACGAAAGACUCUGACAGCACCUGCUCCAUUUGCGGAUGAAACAAGCUGUCAGUGCCAAGCGCCCCAUGAGAAGCUAACCAUUGCACAGGCCCGCCUGGGAACACCAGUUGACAGACCUGUCAGAGUGUAUGCAGAUGGGAUAUUUGACCUCUUCCAUUCUGGCCAUGCUAGAGCUCUUAUGCAAGCCAAAACUCUAUUCCCAAAUAGCUACUUAUUAGUAGGAGUUUGCAGUGAUGAUUUAACUCAUAAAUUCAAAGGCUUCACUGUGAUGAAUGAAACUGAACGAUAUGAAGCCCUCAGACACUGUCGCUAUGUAGAUGAGGUCAUCAGAGAUGCACCCUGGACACUGACACCAGAGUUCCUUGAAAAACAUAAGAUUGACUUUGUAGCUCAUGAUGAUAUCCCAUACUCCUCCGCUGGCUCGGAUGAUGUAUACAAACAUAUAAAGGAGGCAGACUCACAACUCUCCUUUGGGCACCACUGUUCUACAGUUUCAGAGCCAGAGAGAGCGUACUUUCCUAGGCAAUGGAACAAACAUACCUCUGGCAUGUUCGUACCAACACAGAGAACUGAAGGUAUCUCAACAUCAGAUAUCAUCACACGGAUUGUCCGGGAUUACGAUGUUUAUGCCCGACGCAACCUCCAACGAGGUUACACCGCCAAAGAGCUGAAUGUUAGUUUUAUAAAUGAGAAGAAAUACCGCUUUCAAAACCAAGUGGACAAAAUGAAAGAAAAAGUCAAGAACGUAGAGGAAAAAUCAAAAGAAUUUGUUAACAAAGUGGAAGAGAAGAGCCAUGACCUCAUUCAGAAAUGGGAAGAAAAGUCCAGGGAAUUUAUUGGCAACUUUUUAGAGCUGUUUGGACCAGAUGGAGCUUGGAAGCAGAUGUUCCAGGAACGAAGUGGUCGAAUGCUCCAGGCUUUCUCUCCAAGACAGAGCCCAACCAGCAGCCCUACGCGAGGCCGCUCUCCAUCCCGUUCUCCAUCUCCACCCUUUCCUUGGCUCUUCAAUAAAGCCUCACCUCCCUCCUCUCCAAAAGCUGCCUCUGCCUCCCUCAGCAGCAUGAGCGAGGGAGACGAAGAUGAAAAGUAAAAUGAGAAUAUAUUUUUUAACCAUGGGACAGAAGAACAAGCUACAAACUCAACCACUGGAUGGGGAGGAGAGGUGCGAGGAAAAUCUGGGGUAUCUCUGACAGCCAGGAACAUGCUCUGGGAGAAGUUGUCACAAACAGAUCGGAGCACAGCAAGGGACAAGAUCUCAGGAAGAGCUUAUCCCAUCCCUGCUUCCUUGUGGUGGCUGGAUGCCUUGCCAGCAGCACUUGCCAGACAUGGUACCAGGUGGCUGGCUGAAAAACAUAAAACCUUUGUGCAAGUCCUGUCUGUGUGUCACUGCUUACUGCUACCGUGGGCCAGGCUGGAUCGGCAGGGGAUUUUGCACUGAGGAUGGCUGGUCAGAGAAGCAAUGCCAGCCCUUAUUCCUGACCCAGCACACAAGCAAGCAACAGCCGCAGCCCGUGGAAAGAGAAGGUGUAGUUGUAUCUGGACCCUGCUAGCCUUGAGCUCUUCUAGCACAUGAAGGAAUGACAUCACAGCAGCAAAAAAAUCUUCAGGCACAGGAAGUAAAAUUUUCUUUUCGAACUAAAUCUGCCCCAGACCCAAAGCACAGCAGUGAAGUGGAGAGCUGUCUAGUUGGGAUAAUGGAAAUUCAUUGAAUAUAGUCAAGCUGUUCAAUGUUGCUUGUUGACCAAGCCUCUAUACAGGAGGUGUAAAGAUUCAGGCUGUGUGAAUCUCCUUUGCUUUAUCAAAUCUCCAUGUUCCUAGUGCCUGAACAGCUACCCAAUAACUUCUGUUUUGCUCUCUGCUGUUGUGUUUUGGAGGCAGCAAAGUAAAGGAAAGAAAGUUGGAAUUUCUUGUUGGGAAAAAUACUUAUUUUGAAGACUUUGGCAACUUUUACUGGUCAAUUCUAAAAACAUACAUGGGAUCUCACAGCCUAAGAACAGACUUCUAGGAAACCCCACCACAACCAGAUACAUUAUCACCAAACCAUGAGCACAACAGUGCUUCUGCCCUCUCCCGUUCUACUAAUCAGGUUAAAUUUCUGACAAAACUCUAAAAGCAUAUUGAUAGACACCCUCCCCCUGUUUCGGGUCCUGGGGCUGUUGUUCUAUCCUAACAUGAAGAAAAGGUUGGGGUGGGGGGAGGGAAGGAAACAUUUUUCAGUAGGAUUAGGCACAGGGAUUUUCUUUCUCCUGCCGUGUGACACCCUUUUGCCAAGCAGAACCACAGAAACUUUAGCACUAAUGAAGCUUUCCCCUCCCCUUGACGCAUUAACAUACAAACUGACCUUCUUCCAGCUUGGCAGUAACCUGGCUCCACCAUUUGACCCCUCAGUUAGCACCUGGCAAGGUGGCUCUAGAGUUAGCGAUUUACGAGCAGGGAGGCACUCCCUGCCCUGUCCUGCAGCUCGAAAAGCCAUGCUAAACAUCUGCCCCAAGGAGGGCUGCAAUGCAACGCUGUGAUUUGUGCUCCUGCUCUUGCCUUGGUGCACUGGCACCGUCAAGGCUCCCCAGCCUGCCAUCGGCCAUGGUGCCCAGCCAACAGGCCAAGGGGGCCACGGCUGCCUGUGCCUGGGCAGCUGCACAGCUCAGGCCACAAGCUGCCCGUGCAAGGGGGCACAGCAGCGCGGCCCCCGCUGCACCACCGCUCCCUGGAGCGGCAAACUCAUCACAGCACACAACGUGCUGCAGACGCCACCAGUCUCCACACUGCUUGUCUCCUGCACAAGCAGUGCACAAAGCACUGGAGGAAGGUGGGCUGGGAAAGCUUCUGGCAGGAGGUGGCAGCGAGCUUGCUGCAGUUCAUUCUGGAAUUAAAAACCAGUCAAAUGAGACCCUGAGCUCCUGAGCACGCGUUGCAGUAGUAACUCUACUGGCAGCUGUCCCUCCCAGGCUACUUCCUUUCCUUUGCCAAGGCCCUUGUGCUUUACACACUCCAUUUCAAAUACCUUCUCCAGUGGGAAAGUUACAGACCCUCACAGCCAGGCACCAAAGCAGCCCCGCUCAUUCCCAACAACUUUUAUCCCUCCCUCCGGAGUAAGCAAUUUCUCUUCAAGAAAACUUUGCUGGACUCUCUUCUUUUUGCUGGACAUCACAAGACUGAGGAAAUCAUUUCUCAUGGCAUAAUUUGUUUUCUGGAGACCAAACUAAUUCUUUCUUCACACAGCUGUAAAAGACAGAUAGCAGGGAAUAGGGUGAACUGCUACUUUUACUACAAAGUGCAAGAGGAGGGCCACAGCCAGUGGGAUGAUGCAAUUAAGACCUUCCUUAGCCUUAGGCAACCUGUUACUGUAAUUUCAUAUCUGGGAUGCACUUGUUAGUUUUUCUGAUCUUUGCAAGUCUGAGUCUUCCCAUCACAAACCACUCCUCCACCGUGGGAACAGUCUGCUCUCUACUGGUGCUGUUUAUACAACGAGCCAUGUCCAAACAUAACAGAGGCGGGCAGGGUUUUGUUGUUACUGGGUUUUACAGUUAUGUCUUUGUUUUAAUUUCACAGUGCUUACUGUUCAGCAGCCCUUGUUUAAUGGUUUGAGCAGAAGACAGCAUCCAUGACUUGUAAAUAGGAACUGGAGAAAAACUCACCAAAAUGACCUCUUUUUAACUGAAGCUGUUUCUCAGAGAGUCACAGGUGGCCACCCCGUGACAAAGCCAUAUUACUGUACCAGACAUCUUUUUUGCAUUUAGGAUAUCAGUAAGCUGAAGCCUUUGCCCUGCUGGUACAGACACCAAUAUCCAUGCGCUAUCUCCA